Molecule: messenger RNA, 8165 nt
Organism: Lymnaea stagnalis (great pond snail)
Lineage: Eukaryota; Metazoa; Mollusca; Gastropoda; Lymnaeidae
Source: the annotation of a GenBank genome assembly
GACCCUGAAUGAAGAGAAGAACCUGGUCCACCAGAGCACCACCUACCUGACCAACGACAGCUACCAGCACGUCAACUACGGCUCUAUUCUGUUCCAGCUCCGCGAGGCACACGUCGAGUCUGUGGACUUGUAUGACUUCCUGCAGCGCAUCUGGGAGAUCGUCUGGCAGUCACGUGAGUUGCUCAUUGAACUUUGGCAGUCACGUGAGAUGAUCGGUUGAACUUUGGCAGUCACGUGAUUUGCUCAUUGAACUUUGACUGUCACGUGAGUUGCUCGGUUGAACUUUGGAAGUCACGUGAGUUGCUCAUUGAACUUUGGUAGUCACGUGAGAUGCCCAUUGAACUUUGGCAGGCUGACAUUACAUUUUCAGCUUAGUUGAUAGAAGUGUCCUCGUAUUAAUGAAUGUUUUACGGUCCCCACUAUGGUUCAGUUUUAUUUUUACCUGGAAGCUAAACAAUUUGGAGGAGCCACGCAAAAAAAUAAUGGCAAUUAUCGGGUCGUACACAUAGUGUACACCAUGAACAUUAUAUGCAACUCAUUUUGAAAAUGGAAUGUGAGAAAUGGGAGUGGGAGAGAGCGCACAGAAGUCAAGCUUGAUUCCGUUCAUGACUCCACCCCAACCCACCUGUAAUGCCACCACCACUCAUUAAAUACCUUUAAUUGGCUAUUCCAUGUCAUUGAUGAUAGCUUUUAUUUGAAAUCAAAUACCGAUUGACAUUUUUAACUUAAUAAAACUUUUGAAUGUUGUUGAAAAUAUAAAUAUCUCCAGUUUCUCUUCCUACUCUAGUUGUGUUGACAGUCCUUCUGUUGCUGCUGCUGGGUCUGCCUAUAUCAAUGUUAGCUAUGGGUGAGUCUUACGAAAUGCCUUAUAUUUAUGUAUUUGUACAAAAAAAAAGUCAUGAGAUGAAAUAAUGUUUAAAUUUGACAGUGCAAGGCUCAUAAAAACUCUACUAAAGAAAUGGGGCUAUCGCCUGCGCAACCCAAAAUGUUAGGCGGGCCGUAUGUUGUCCAAGCCUGGGCUAUAGCAUGGGUUUUUAAUAUAGAUGGACAUAAAAAUGUCGUUCACGGUAACUAAUUGCCCCCCCCCAAAAAAAAAAUGAAUUGAGUGGCUCCGCCACUGCUCAUAGAUUUUGUCAAAUUAAAAUUUAAGAUGUGGUUUUAAAUAAGUUGUGGUGUGAUCUGUUUUGGGGAAUGCUCUGAAGAAUGUGUCGGGGAAUGCUCUGGAGAAUGUGUCGGGGAAUGUUCUGGAGAAUGUGUCGGGGAAUGCUCUGGAGAAUGUGUCGGGGAAUGUUCUGGAGAAUGUGUCGGGGAAAGCUCAGGAGAAAUUGUUGGGGAAUGCUCUGGAGAAUGUGUCGGGGAAUGUUCUGGAGAAUAUAUUGGUGGAAAGUUCUCAAUAAAAACAGCAUUGGUCAUUGAUAUUUCGAAACGUUGAGCGCAUCAUGUUGUUAUGUGACGUAACAGUGUGACGUAACGGUGUGACGUAACGGUGUGACGUAACAGUGUGACGUAACAGUGUCACGUAGCCGUACGACGUAACCAUAUGACUAACAGGAUUGCGGAACUGUACGGCGUAACAACAGGAUCUAACUAUGUGACGUAAAAAUGUGACAUAAAAAAAAGCACAAAAUAGUUUGAUUGACAUGUACCUGGGAACUGUGCACUACAAAGGCCAUGAAGUUGAAGCUUUGUCCAAAAUAUUCCUCCGGCCUGGACUAUGUUCAAUCCUCAUCGAGCCAUGAGCCGCCGGAGGUAAGUCCAAGUCCAUCUUAUUGUACAUCAGCACUAGCAAAAUGACCCGUCAAAAAUGAAGUAACCUGUAGGAUAAUGGUUCUUCGAUGGGUCACAUUUCUUCAGUGUAUUCAACGUUUACAACAAAUUUAAUUUAUGACGUCAGUGUUUUGCUACAUUUAAGAAUGAAAUGCUAAAAAUACAUUUAAAAAAAAUAAAUAAAUAAAAGAAUUCAGGGCGUCGGGUGGGGUGAGGAAGAAUCAGUUGGAUCAUCGUGGAUUCGAACCCGGCUCAACAGCUUGCCCUAUCAGAAAACUGUCACUUACAAUAAAUUCCAAAAGAAAGCCGUAUUUUUUAUAUUUCAGAUUGUCUAACUCUGUAGAUUUCUUUUACAGCUACGCGUCACUCUUUGUGUGCUGUGACCGGGGGGGGGGGGUUAAAUUCAUUUCAUCAAAACUGCAUGACUUCCCCUGCGGACAGCAUACAGUGUAUGAACAGCUUUCUUGUACUUCUUAAUUAAUUGGCUGUUUUAUGCAUGGCACAGCACUCAGUUUUAUGGCCCGAUUCAUUAUGGUCCCAUUCAUUUUGGCCCAAUUCAUCAACACUUGCUGCACUUAAAAUGUUCGUGAACUUUUCAUAAAAGCUGCGUCAAAUCACAUCAAGGACGGGAAGUCAUCACAUUGGAACAAAAAUGUGCAUAUAAAAUUAACUCCCUUUCAUGCUGGCCCGUUCAUUUCUAUCAUGGCAGUGUCCUUUCUUGGUUUGAAGUUUCAGCUUCUAUGUAGGACCCGACCAUAAAAAAAGAGUUUCGGUUUUGAGACUAUCGUAAACGCCGGCCACGCGCAGCGUUUCAUUAAUGCAAAGUUUGAUUCGUGCUCCGGGAUCAAACUUUUUAACAACGUUAGUGGAUUUUAUCGCCGUAGUUUAAGUGACGUCACCACAGAACUUUAUGUCUGAUCAUUAGGAAGACAACAAAACAACCCCCCCCCCACACACACACACACACCCCAAACCACUCUUAGAUCGAUUUUAACUUAAAAUGUUCAUAGAUUUAAUAUUAUUCUAUAAAAAGAUGUUAAAUUUCGAGGGAGAUGUCUGAAAUCAAAAGAUAUAUUAAUCCUCCACCACCCACUGGGCAUACUUCCAGGAGCGGAGUGAGUAAAGAGGGAGGUACCUGAACACAAUGAGGGAUACAGAACCACUGAUAUGGUCACCGAAUUUUUAUUAUUUUUUUUUUACCAAGGCGCAUUAUACAGCGCAUUGUGUUUGUGCGCGGAACACUUACAAUAUUGUAUUAUUCGUAAACACAUUGAGCCCUUGAUUUGAAAAAGAAUAGUUUUGGCCAUUGCUUACUUAAUGCUUAUGUUGUGUUGUACGUUUUUUGCGCGAUUAAAAAAAAAAAAUAAAUAAAAAAUAAAAAUAAAAACAAUAAAUUCAUGAAUUAGUGUUCGCCACCCCUGCUGAAGAUAAAACAUCAAAAUACAUAAAUUCAUUGAGGCAACUAUAUUUAUUUUAAAAUUACUUUAAAAAUUACAAUGGUAAAAAUUUUUUCUCAAAUUGAAUGCGAUAAUUAGCUUGCUUAUCUUGGCAGAUUUCAUCAAUAUUGUGACGAACAAAUGAUAAAGGCCACUCGCAUCUUUUCUUCUAAAUGUCCCAGGCUCUCUUGUUUCUUUGAUUUAAUUUUACCAUUUUUGAAAAUCCCGCUUCGCGAAGAUUUCCAUUCAAGACCAGUUUUCUCAAACUUCCUAAUGUCCGGACGCCAUAAUACAGGUCCUCCUGUUGUGGGUACGCCCCCACCAUAAAAGUAUUUUCGUUGCUACUUCGUUAAGGGAUUUGUUAUUGCUAAAAUUGGAAUACAGAAAACUCUAGGAUUGAUCAAACUCAAAUACAGAAAACUCUAGGAUUGAUCAAACUCAAAUACAGAAAACUCUAUGAUUGAUCAAACUCGAAUACAGAAAACUCUAUGAUUGAUCAAAGUCAAUGAAUUUUAAAUGCAUGCGUGAUUGACAAGGAGACGGAGGAUUGUGAAUGUAUUAGCAUUGAAAGGCCAUAAUGUGUUUUCAGUUGGUCUUAUGCAACCCCUGUGCAAGGGGUCGCGACCCUCAGGUUGAGAACCGCUGUUCUAGACCCAAGGAUUUAUCUUUAACCAAGAUCCAAAAUUCAAUGAACUUCAAUUCGAAUCCACGAUCUGAAGAGAGUGACACAAUUUCUUCUUAUUCAUUCGGCGUAAAACUGGAGAAGUCGGAUGAAACACACGGAUUUGUUAUCCAAUCAAAAAUAGAAUAUAUUUUUUUCCAUUUUUUAAAAAAAUGUUUUAUUAUAAAAGCCAUGAUUGCCUCGUUAGUAUCCUGUCCAGAAGGGAAGAUUUGUGUUUCUUUCGCUUUUAUAUUUCUUCCAUAGUAUAAAUGUUUUUUUUUUAAAUAUUGUUUUUAAAAUUUUCACUGAACAUGAUUUUUCAGUCGAUCUAAGAAUAUGAUCGAUUAUUUUUUUCCCCCUCCAUUUCAUCAGAAUGUAAAGGGGAACAUAAUGAGAUAGGUAACAUAUCUUGUCUAAUGCCAGUAUAAGAGAUUCACUGUUACCAGGGGAUUUGGGGAGAAAAAAAAAAGGGGAGGGGGGGGGGCAGUAUCAUGGAUCAAUAAACCAACAAAAAGCAUCCCGUAAUCAUGUCAAUGACUUUGAAGAUAGGUAACAUAUCUUGUCUAAUGCCAGUAUAAGAGAUUCACUGUUACCAGGGGAUUUGGGGAGAAAAAAAAAAGGGGAGGGGGGGGGGUCAGUAUCAUGGAUCAGUAGACCAACAAAGAGCAUCCCGUAAUCAUGUCAAUGACUUUGGCACUGUUGAAUCCCUGACUGAGUCUGAGGUAAACAAUUUGUAAUCAUGAAAACAUUGAUUGACAAUUUGUCAUCAUCAAUUUGUCAUCAUCAAAAUCUUGAUUGACAAUUUGUCAUCAUCAAUUUGUCAUCAAAAUCUUGAUUGACAAUUUGUCAUCAUUAAUUUGUCAUCAAAAUCUUGAUUGACAAUUUGUCAUCAUCAUUUUGUCAUCAUCAAAAUCUUGAUUGACAAUUUGUCAUCAUCAAUUUGUCAUCAUCAAAAUCUUGAUUGACAAUUUGUCAUCAUCAAAACCUUGAAUGACAAUUUGGCAUCAUCAAUUUGUCAUCAUCAAAAUCUUGAUUGACAAUUUGUCAUCAUCAAUUUGUCAUCAAAAUCUUGAUUGACAAUUUGUCAUCAUCAAUUUGUCAUCAAAAUCUUGAUUGACAAUUUGUCAUCAUCAAUUUGUCAUCAUCAAAAUCUUGAUUGACAAUUUGUCAUCAUCAAAACCUUGAAUGACAAUUUGGCAUCAUCAAAACCUUGAUUGACAGUUUGGCAUCAUCAAAAAAAAAACCUUGAUUGACAGUUUGGCAUCAUCAAAAUUAUUUUUUUAAAAUAGACCCGGAUGUAAUAUCCGAUGGAAUAAUUGUGACGUCACUCUCAAGAUGUGGGUCGUAUUCUUGAUUUAGCCAUUAUUCUGUCAGUGGCGUGCCCAUAAUUUAUCUAGUCAGUGGCGAGCCCAUCGAAGUCGAUACUCACAAUAAUGCUCUUAUUUUAUCAAGUUAUCCAACUAAGACUUGACUCAAAAGAGUUACAUUAGUUUGUAAUACUAUGUGGACUAUGUGAGUUACAUUAGUUUGUAAUACUAUGUGGACUAUGUAAGCGGCAAUGUUUUGUAAGGCUUUUAUCAUAUUAAAAAUGAGUUAACUGAUUGAAAGUUACUUGCUUGAGUAAGCUGCAGUAAGCUGCAGUAAGCUGCAACACCCUGAACGUUAAGCCACAUUAAAUUGCCACCAAUGGAUCAAAGUAAUUCGAUCGAUACGCGAUAAUUGGUUUUCCGAACGCUCAGGGGAAUGUUCCUUUGACACGAGGAGUUAACUCCAACAAACAAGUUAUCUCCCAUGUAACACUUUACACAAAAGUUCACUAUUCCUGAAAUACUUUGCACUUUUCUGUUCCUAUUCAUUAAGUUGACGCAAAAGCUCACCAGUUCCUAAACCGAAGCUUGACAAAAAUAAAUUAUAAUUUUUGGGGGCCUUAUUGUGCGAAUGAAUAUUUCAACGAAUUUAUUUCUUCUUCUUUGGGGUGGUGCAAGGGUUUUUCUGUUGGUGAAUAGUUUGAAAAAUAGAGUCAAGAAAAUAAAAUAUUUUGCUUGCCGAAGAACAUGGAGACAGUUGGAACCGACAACUAUUGACAUAAGUGUCCACAAGGAACAUUGGCAUAAGUGUCCACAAGGAACAUUGACAUAAGUGUCCACAACGAACAUUGACAUAAGUGUCCACAAGGAACAUUGACAUAAGUGUCCACAACGAACAUUAACAUAAGUGUCCACAAGGAACAUUGACAUAAGUGUCCACAACGAACAUUGACAUAAGUGUCCACAAGGAACAUUGACAUAAGUGUCCACAAGGAACAUUGACAUAAGUGUCCACAACGAACAUUGACAUAAGUGUCCACAAGGAACAUAGACAUAAGUGUCCACAAGGAACAUUGACAUAAGCAUCACUUAGGAACAUUGACAUAGCAUCACUUAGAAAAAUUGACAUAAUUGUCCCUAGGAAAAUUAACGAGAGUGUCACUGAAGCCAAUGGACACACCCGUAUCUCACUCAGUUAACUUGGUGUUCGGCCAAGUCACGAGAAGGGUAGCUCCCCCUUGGAUCGCACCCUUUAUAAAUAGUUUGUAUCUAACUUAUAAACUGACGUUUGUUGGUAACUGAGGCGCGAUGUAGAGGAGAAGGUGUAGAAGAGACAUAGAGGGGUUAUGAAGACAGAAAGAGAGUGAGAGAGAGAGAUAGAAAGAGGGGGGUGAAGAGGAGAGAGAGGGAUGAAGAGAGACAAAGAGAGAGUGAUCAAGAUAGAGAGAAAGAGACAGAGCGAGGGAUAACGAGAGAGAAAGAGAGAAAGUGAAUAUAUAUAUAUAUAUAUAUAUAUAUAUAUAUAUAUAUAUAUAUAGAGAGAGAGAGAGAGAGAGAGAGAGAGAGAGAGAGAGAAAUAAAAAUAGAGAGAGUAUUUUAGCGCGCUUCUUUUCCUAGUGCUGGUGGUAAAAGAGAGAGAGAAAAAGAGAGAGAGAAAGAGAGAGAGAGAGAGAUAAAGAGAGAGAAAGAGAGAAAGUGAAUAUAUAUAUAUAUAUAUAUAUAUAUAUAUAUAUAUAUAUAUAUAGAGAGAGAGAGAGAGAGAGAGAGAGAGAGACCGAGAGAAAUAAAAAUAGAGAAAGUAUUUUAGCACGCUUCUUUUCCUAGUGCUGGUGGUGACGGCCAAUGCACGCACUACAGCUCCAGCACAAACAUGGAAUGAAUCUUUUCAUCUUUUCAACGUAACAAACAUGAUUAUAACACAAAGGGAGAAUCUCCAUUUAAGAAAUGUAGUCUAUUAAAAUGUAAAAUAAUGUUGUUCUUGGUGUGCCCCUAGUAAUAAAUAUUUGGUCACAGCUGUUCAUAAUUUAAAAAUGAGUUGAAAAUAUUUAAUUAGAAAUUUUCACUGCAUUUUAAAGAAGUGAAUUUUGGUGUCCCACUCCUCAGUGCGUCUCUUAGAACUCUCCGUGGUCCCCUAAUGAUAUUCUUUUCCGAUGCCCCAAGAGUUUGCCGUGGCUCUUCCGGGGGCCAUAUGUCCCAAGUUCAGAACCCCUGAUCGGGAGUAUCAUUUUUGCUCAUCUGACAUUGAAACUUUAUUUUGAUUGACAUUUCAUUCUUGUCUCCCUGACCAGGCACGUCAUACCUCGAGGACUGCCCCAAGGAACCCAAAAUACCCAUCUACCUUCUGGUGGGCGGCGCCUUCGGCUUCAUCUUCCUCUGCAUCGUCCUGUGGCAGCAGAAGCGGGCGCGCGACUACGUGCUGCUCGACGACUCCAAGGACGACAGCGACGUUGACGACGAUGACGUCAUGACCCGCAGCUACCGGUUCACCGGGUACAUCCUGUCGUUCUUCCUCCUCUUCUGGUUCGCCCUCGGCAACUUCUGGCUGUUCUCCAUCUGGCAGCCGAACUACUCCCAGCCGCUGCACGAGCCGAGGAACUGGUGCUCCCGACGGCUGUAUCAGUACGCGUUCUACCAGAUGGUCACGUGCUACUCCCUGUUCGGCAUGGGCGUCAUCGCGUUCUUGGGCUGCCUAGCUGCCUACGCCUGGGGUCUAUACCGAGGGAAAUAGGAAGUCAAAAGAUGAAGAAAUUUUAAAAUGUCACAAAAUCCAUGGUUUAUUUUUCAUUCACCAAGAGGAAUUUUUUUUAAUCACUAUUACAAUAAGUGACAUUGUUCAAAUUUCCAUUAACAAACAUUGACAGAUGACUCAUGUAGAUCCAUUAACACGAACUGUAAUUUUGUGACAUAAAAUCCAGUGUUUGGUUUGAACAAAGAUCCCCUGGAUAAGUCGUUAUCUGUUUUGUAUAAUUGUUUAAAAAAAAAUAAUAAUGUUAU